ACACAUAACUACUUUUAUCCACCAAAUGAAUCACCGCCUCUAGAUGUUAUUGAUAUUCAGUUGUCAGAAUUGGAUUUUUUAUUUGAAAAAUUGAGCUUGGAAGAUCUUCAAAAUGUCAGAAAACAAUUGGACUCUACUCAAGACAGACAUGGUGCAAAACAAAUUUUGGUAAAAGAGGCUUCAAUGCUUGUGAGUUCGGGGGUUUUAUCAGUGGAUUCUUUUAAAUAUUUUAAGUCAGACCCAAUAGAUGUAAUUGAAAAUCAGAAUGUAACUGAAAAUCAAGUCCAAAAGGUUACAGAUGUUGAAGAGCAUAGAGUUAUAGAAGAGGUCCCGAAAGAGCGACAGUGGAGUGUAGAAGAAAUAUCAUUAUUAAUUAAGGCAGCCAAUAAAUUCCCUGGAGGAAGCUUAAACAGAUGGGAGAGGAUCAGUGAAUAUGUGGCUGAUCAUUCAGGAUUGCCACCUAGAACGAAUGAAGAACUAAUUAAAAAGUCUAAAGAAGUCCAAAAAGGUGCAACUGCAUUGGAUGAAGAUGUACGCAAGUUGCAACAUCAAAAAAAGCAUGCGGACACACGCAUUACUGAGAGUCCAUCUAUGCGAGAAGCAACAAUCAAUUAUGAUGCAUCGCCAACAACGUCCACUGCUCCUGCACCUGCAGCGAAUGGACCCGUAGCAACAACCAAUGUAUGGGCAGCAGCCCAACAAGCACAAUUAGAACGUGCAUUGCAAGCAUAUCCACCAUCUUGGAAAGGAGAGGGUGAUAGAUGGGAUAAAAUUGCAGAGGCAGUUGAAAAUAAAACGAAGAAAGAAUGCAAACUGAGAGUCAAGUAUUUGGCUGAACAAGUUAAAGCAAAGAAAGCUGCACAAUCAACCUGA
Molecule: messenger RNA, 873 nt
Organism: Racocetra persica
Lineage: Eukaryota; Fungi; Glomeromycota; Glomeromycetes; Diversisporales; Gigasporaceae
Source: the annotation of a GenBank genome assembly